AUGGCGGAUGCGGUGUGUUGUGAUCCCCUCAGAGGAGAGAGAUGGCGAGACAUUCGCCGUUUGACAGACAGGCCGUCUGCUUAUGCAGUUCCAUGGUUUGAGCCAGGUCCUGAGAAUAUGGUGGCUUUGCAAAAAAUGCGUGUUCUUGUCGUGGGAGCUGGAGGUCUAGGUUGCGAACUGCUCAAGAACUUGGCUUUGUCUGGCUUCCAAAAUUUAGACGUUAUUGACAUGGAUACCAUAGACAUAAGCAACCUCAACAGGCAGUUUUUGUUCAGCCACAAUUGCAAAAUCGAAGACAAGCCACCAUCCUUUUAUCGUCAGUUUUCUCUAGUCAUCUGUGGGCUCGACUCUAUUGCGGCAAGGCGAUGGAUUAAUGGCAUGCUUUGUGAUCUGGUUUUAAUGGAAAAUGGUGAAGUUGAUACGUCUACAGUUAUACCACUCAUUGAUGGUGGAACUGAAGGAUUCAAAGAUAUCAAAGGAGUGGACCGCCGUCUAACGCAAGGUGUUCUGAAGCGGAUCAUCCCGGCAGUAGCUUCUACAAAUGCUGUUAUAGCUGCAUCAUGUGCACUGGAAGCUAUCAAACUCGCUACUAACACUGCCAAACCUAUAGAUAAUUAUCUGAAUUUCACGGAUAUUGAAGGAGUAUAUUGUGGGGUUGUUAAAAUGGAAAAGGAUCCGGAGUGUCCAACGUGUAGUGGCGGCUACGUACAAGUGCAAUGUAAUGAUGAUGACACGCUGCAAAUUUUCAUGGACAAGCUUGUAGAGAAAUUUCACCUGAAAAAUCCCUCGAUUGAGACUGUGAAUGAAAAGCUGUACAUGAUCAAUGAACUACUGCCUGAUUUGAAGGAUAAAAGCGUUUCUAAUUUACUGCGACCACUCAGAGAGCUCAUCUCUGCUGGCGAGGACCUUUUAGUUGCAGACGAAGUUUUGUCAAAGUCGUUGUCGAUCAGAGUAAAUUUUGUGACAUGA
Molecule: messenger RNA, 969 nt
Organism: Ostertagia ostertagi
Lineage: Eukaryota; Metazoa; Nematoda; Chromadorea; Rhabditida; Trichostrongylidae
Source: the annotation of a GenBank genome assembly